AUGGAGUAUGCAGCGCAGAAUCUCCUGACCACCAGCACCGCUUCCAAGGUCGUGCCUCAGAAAGUUAUGCAAAAGGUGCUAGUGCAUUCGAGAGCUCCGGAGGUAGGAUACGGGCAGUUCGUGCUAGUCAACGGGCUUGUGAACAAUGGACACUCAGUGUGCGCACGGCCUGAAGGGAUGCUGGACACUAUGCGAGAUGAUUAUGCGGGUGCUCUGGACACUGCUUACGGAGGAGGCUUCUCUUAUGCACGCACUGUAGAUCACACGAAGCUGGGGCGUGACUGCCACGGGCCAUGGGACUACUACCUCUUGCUUGCCGAGGACGGUGAUGAUUAUCCAGAGCCAAAUAGUGAAGACGCGGAGCAGGCAAAAAACAUCUUCGCCAUCAAUUUUGACAACAAGAUUCAGGCCUCUUUGCGGGCUCCAGCCGUGGCAACGGAGUACUUUGUCAGAGAGCUUUGA
This is a messenger RNA of Symbiodinium sp. CCMP2592, 462 nucleotides long. Lineage: Eukaryota; Dinophyceae; Suessiales; Symbiodiniaceae. The record is from the annotation of a GenBank genome assembly.